Triticum turgidum subsp. durum (durum wheat) is the source of this 330-nucleotide messenger RNA. The record is from the annotation of a GenBank genome assembly. Lineage: Eukaryota; Viridiplantae; Streptophyta; Magnoliopsida; Poales; Poaceae.
AUGGACGUCGUCGACCCAAGCACUGGGAAGCACGGGUGGUCAAGGUGGAGGAGCUCACCGCCGAGAUCGCUGGGGCACUACGCGCUCAAGGCAUCCACAACACCUCCACGUGCUCAAGUCCAGAGCUCGCCGGAGCUUCAGAUCCAGAAGGAGAUACUGGGAGCAAGGUACAGAUCUGGAACUGGAGAUGAAAAAGCAAGGAGCCUUGUACUUCUUCUCACCGGCAGCAGCACGGGCAGGGGACCUCUGCUGAAAGCACAUGAGCCGGGGAGCUUCGGGCGGCAACACGAGCAGGGGAGGAGCACCAACUUUCAGAGGAGCAGCAAAUAA